Molecule: messenger RNA, 2266 nt
Organism: Onychostoma macrolepis
Lineage: Eukaryota; Metazoa; Chordata; Actinopteri; Cypriniformes; Cyprinidae
Gene: rassf1
Product: Ras association domain family member 1
Exons: 7
Coding region: 666-1766 (366 amino acids)
Biological process (GO): Ras protein signal transduction
Cellular component (GO): microtubule cytoskeleton; nucleus
Source: RefSeq, a predicted model, not a curated record
CCACCAAAUGUUUCAGGAAAUGAUGUCCACUCAAACUAGGACAGAUCGCGCCGGAUUAAGCGUUAAUCUGAGUCUACGGCGCAUGCGCAGAAACGCGCGCUAGCGGCCGCGCUGGACAAGGUGCGCGUUCAGAGGAGAAACUAACUAACGGCUGCGACCGCGGAUCACGAGAAAACAUCUGAGGAGACAUCUCGCUGCCGGUGGAGGAUCAUUUUCACUUCAGUCUUGAGCGUAAUGGAAGACGUUUCCUCAAUUUUGCGCAAUCGUUUGCGUGAUCUGCUCUCAAACGCGCGUCGCGCGCAGAUUACGCUUAAUUUGAGACGCCAGGAGCGGAUUUGAGGAAACCGACGCGUUUACUGUCAGUCUGACCAUUAAAAGUGACUUGCUUUGGUUUAAGAUUGAGCCAGAUGCUGCUGAAAACUGACUUGAGAGGACAUCUUUCUGAAAACUCAUCAAGAAACCAUCAUCUCUUUUAUAUUAAGACUGUAGGAUCGACAGAGUGAUCCAUGUUUGUUCUAAACCUGGAUAUGCAAACACAUCAGAACCAGACCCGAAGUCUGUCGGCCUGGUUUGGCGUAAACAAGAUUGCUCUGAUGUGGUCUGAAGUUAUAAAUCAUCUCCCAUGACCUACUGAGCCAUGCUUUUCAGCCUCCUGUGUUCCCAAUAUGGCAAAAUGUGAACUUAUUGAACUGCAGGACUUGACUCCAGAUGACCGCAUUGAGUUAGCGCCCCCUAGCGGCCUUCCGCCCCACGCGGGACCCACUCUAGAAAGGUGGAGCAAAGAGAAGGUGGUGCGGAUGGUGGGGGAGCGCGUGCGUCUGGAGGACCCUGACUGGCUGACGUGUAAACCGGGAUGGGGACACGACUUCCAGCCCUGCAGCCAGACGCAGCUGAGCUGGUGCGACCUCUGCGGAGAGUUCAUCUGGGGCCUGUACCGCCAGAGCCUCCGCUGCACACACUGUAAUUACACUUGUCACUACCGCUGUCAACCCUUCAUUCAACUGGACUGCAGCUUGAACUGCGACGCCGUCAGCGAACAGCUAAACUACUGCGAGGACACGAUCGAGACGGACACUAAUGUGGAUGAGCCAGUGGACUGCAGGAAACAGGAGCUGUCCCUCAGUGAAAUACAACAGAAAGUGAAAGAAUACAACGCUCAGGUCAACAGUAACCUCUUCAUGGUUCUGAACCGUGAUGGAUCUUACACUGGCUUCAUAAAAGUCCAGUUCAAGCUGGCCCGACCCGUGUCUCUCCCUCCUCCACGGAGCACGUCCUCCUCCUCCUCCUCCUCCUCCUCGGGACAGGAUGGCGGUUGUCGGGAAGACAAAGCACUGAAGCGCCGCACCUCAUUCUACCUGCCCAGAGACACGGUCAAACACCUGCACAUCAGCUCCAGCACGCGGGCCAGAGAGGUCAUCGAAGCACUGCUGAGGAAGUUCACCGUGGUGGACAAUCCGGCCAAGUUCUCACUGUUCGAACGCAGCGAACGACAGAAUCAAGUGUACUUAAGGAAGUUAGCAGAUGACGAACGUCCGCUUUUCCUGCGCCUGUGUGCUGGACCCAACGAGAAAGUCCUCAGUUUAGUCCUUAAGGAGAAUGAAACGGGGGAAGUUAAUUGGGAUGCGUUCAGUUCUCCUGAACUCCAGAACUUCCUGCGCAUCCUGCAGCGGGAGGAGGAGGAUCACGUGCGGCAGAUCGUGCGGCGCUACGCUCUGGCCAGAGACAAGAUGAAAGAAGCUCUGAAGAACUUCAGCACGCCGGGCUGAAACAAGCUGCUGCUUAUACCUCAGAAACGAAAGAAAUCGUGAAGGAAAGGAUGCUCGUACACAGCUUGUUACUGUUUGAAUCCAAAGAGUGUGUGGAAGAACCCUUUGUCCUGCAGUGGACGUGAGACGGGUCAGAAGUGAAAGGGAAAUGCAGUGAGAGAGGAGUAGCGUGUGUUUAAGCGUGACUGGUGAGCGUGAGAGGAGUGUGACGUUAAACUGGAAGAAAUGCUGCGGUCGUAGCUGUAGAUCCAGAUGUGGAGUGACAUCAUUCCAGUGUGAGCCACAGAUUAUUGGUCUGUGGUGAAUGAAAUACAUCAAUGCAGAUUAUAGAGUAUUUUUAGCAACAUUUAUACAUGUAAUAGGGAAAAAAAGAUUAUUUUAAUGUCUGUAUUAAAAUAGCACCAUUUAGUGAUACAAUACUUGUCAGAUAUUGAAGCACCCAUGUAUAUAUUGGAUAUUCACUGUUAAAUUAAAUAAAAUAAAAUAUUUUUCCCCUUUAA